This is a messenger RNA of Empidonax traillii (willow flycatcher), 1208 nucleotides long. Its product is annotated as A-kinase anchor protein 8-like. The record is from RefSeq and is a predicted model, not a curated record. The transcript has 7 exons. The annotation marks the transcript as partial. Gene Ontology annotation, molecular function: DNA binding; protein kinase A regulatory subunit binding. Gene Ontology annotation, cellular component: nuclear matrix; nucleus. NCBI's taxonomy places the organism in Eukaryota, Metazoa, Chordata, Aves, Passeriformes, Tyrannidae.
CGUGUCCUUCCCCCCCCGGCAGCUCCUUCCGCUUCGAGUCGUUCGACUCGUACGAGUCCCGCUCGGCGCUGAGCGAGCGCGACCUGUACCGGCCCGGCUACGCCGACUACGGCGAGGCCACGGCCGAGCGCGGCGACUCCUUCGGCGGCCACUUCGACUCGCGCCGGGACCAGCCCCGGAGCCGCGGCGGCAACAACGGCUUCGGGCUCCUGCGGGGCCGCGGCCAGAGCCGGGGCCAGCCCCGCGGCCGCCUCGGCGCCUUCGGCCGCCCCGAGCCCUUCCUGGGCUCGUCCAGCUCGGAGCGCCUGUCGGCGCGGUGGAACGAGCUCAACUACCUGGGGGCGCGCGGCAUGGGCGGCGCCGGAGCCGCCCGGCUGCCCUCCCUCUUCUCCCAAGCGCUGGUUCCCGACUACGGAGACUACGGGGACUACGGAGACUACGGAGAUUACGGAGAUUACGGGGACUACGGGGACUACGGAGACUACGGGGACUACGGGGAUUACGGGGACUACGGAGACUACGGAGACUACGGCAUGAUGGGCAUGGGAAUGGGGCGCUACGGGAACGCGCCCUACGGGAUGGGCCGGCAGCGCGGCAGGGACAGGAUGGGCACCGCGCCCUGGCACGGCGGGGCCCUCACGGAUCCCGGAAUUUCGGCUUCCCUGGGAGCCGUCGAGGCCGGGCUGGGAACUCCUGGGAUCCCCCAGUGCCUGCACAUGGGGGAAUUCCCAAGCAACCUCUUCCCGGUGGGAUUUCCCUCCUCCCUGCAGGAAUACAUCGUCAACAGGAACAAGAAGAUCGAGAAGCGGCGGCAGGAGCUGACGGAGAAGGAGGGCAGCAAACAGAAACCGGAUCCCUUCAAGGGGAUCGGGCAGGAGCAUUUCUUCAAGAGGAUCGAGGCCGCUCACUGCAUGGCGUGUGACAUGCUGAUCCCGGCCCAGAACCACCUCCUGCAGAGGCACCUGCGCUCCGCCGACCACAACCGCAACCGCAGGAUGGCUGCGGAGCAGUUCAAGAAAACCAGUUUACACGUGGCCAAGAGCGUCCUGAACAACAAACACAUCGUGAAGAUGCUGGAGAAAUACCUCAAGGGUCCGCAGGCGCAUCCACAUCUCCUCUUGAGCAACGGUAUCAGAGGCUCCGGCACAGCUCCGGGCACCUGACCUUGGGCCAGCGCAGGAGGAGGGAGAGCUCCGGAGCCAGCCCAG